AACGAUACUGAACUUUAUGUCCCCUCAACACUUACGUGUAAAGUAAAGUGGCGCUCUCUGAGCGCUGAGCUGGCUUGUUGUUUUGUCAACGAGCUGCCUGUCACUUCCUAUAAUUAUUAUUUUAUUGGGUUUCUCUUUUUUCUUUGCAAAGAAAAGCAACAAGAACACAUUGUUGUUGGUCGUAUCUGCUGUUAGCCCGGCUUGCUAGCUAGCUAUAGCUACACACCUGGAGCAUUAAUUGCGUGGCGGGGUGAUUUUCCCCCUCAUGUCUGUGUGUUUGUCGGACACAAACGAACCAAGCAGAGCCAGAUUCAGCACACUAGCAGCUAACAGUUGUAGCCAGUUGAGCGCUGGCAUGCUAACAUACUGUGUUACUCAGUGACUAGCUUAUGUAUGUUGUUUACUUAAAACCUGGACAUGCAACUGAGGACACGUAAUUCAUCCCUCAGGCGCACACGGUUGACAAUGACACCAGGCCCGGCUGCUGGUUAGCCUGCUCUCACAGUGUGGAAUGGAGCAAAGGUCAACACUUUCUCUUACAUGCGAGAGGCAGCAUGUAGCACUUUAACUACAUUGUCAUCACCCCUGUUAAAUGCUUUGCUCUCACUGUUCCAUCACCAUCAUCCUUCUCUGGCACAGAGAUGCAGAAGAGCUGAGGCGAAGUUGUCUAAACCACACAGCUGGGUUUGUUUUUAUUAAUUUCAUGUUGCACCAGUUUUUCGAGACAUAUAAAAUCCUCACAUGGUGAUCUGAACGAGCAGAAGAACACACUCAAUCACAGCGUGGUUCAUACGCCUGCUGACACAAUGGUGGCGGAGGACACGGCAUUAAGUGGCGACCUGUCAGACGGCGAGAAUGAGAUGGACCUGAAGUUGCCUGCAUGUGAAGACGGAGACGUGGCUGUCUCUGCUUGUGAGGCCCCGUCUCCCUCAGAUGGCCCUCAGGAGGAAGCAAGAGACCCCAGAAAGUGGAAGUGGGCCGUGGGGUUCUUGUGUUUCUAUGGGUUCAUGGGAUCGAUAAAGCCCGGGGAGCCAUUUAUUACACCGUAUCUACUGAGCGCUGAGAAGAACUUCACCAGAGAGGAGGUGACCAAUGAGAUCACCCCCGUGCUGACGUACUCCUACAUGGUGGUGCUGGUGCCGGCGUUCCUGCUGACGGAUCUGAUGCGCUACAAGCCGGUGUUGAUCAUCCAGGGCGUCAGCCAGGUGGUCAUCUGGCUCAUUCUGCUCCUGGGCACCAGCCUCCUGGAGAUGCAGUUCAUGGAGUUCUUCUACGGCAUCACCAUGGCCUGCCGCGUGGCCUACUCCUCCUACAUCUUCUCCCUGGUCAGUCCGACCCUCUACCAGCGCGUGGCGGGAUACUCCCGCUCCGCUGUGCUCUUGGGCGUGUUCACCAGCUCGGUGUUGGGCCAGCUGUGCAUGUCCGUUGGCAACGUCAGCUUCUACACCCUCAAUGCGAUAUCGUUGGGCUUCGUCAGCUUCGGUAUGCUGCUCUCCCUGUGCCUCCCGUGGCCUAAACGCUCCCUGUUCUUUAACCGGUUGAGGAAUCAGGAGGAGAAGAAACUGGCGGCAGCAGCAGCAGCAGCAGCAGCCAGCAAAUCUGAACUGGACAAAAUAAACCCGAAAGACACUGUGCCGUCCUCAGCAUCACGCUGGAAGGACUCUGUUGUCCUGCAGAUGCUGCUUGAGGUGAGAAACGUGUUGAGGAGGCCCAACCUGAGGCUCUGGUGCCUGUGGUGGGUGUUCAACUCCACAGGCUACUACCUGGUGCUGUUCUACGUCCACAUCCUGUGGAACAAAGUCUACCCGGCCAAGGAGAACAAGCACGUCUACAACGGGGCGGUGGAGGCGGCUUCUACCCUGCUGAGUACGCUGACGUCCUUCACCGCAGGCUUCGUGAAGAUCCGGUGGAACGUCUGGUCCGAGCUGGUCAUCGGUGUGAUCACAGCACUGCAGGCUGCUCUGCUGCUGCUCAUGCUCACCACAGACAACAUCUGGGUCUGCUACACGGCCUACGUCCUCUUCAGGGGCUUCUACCAGUUCCUGGUGCCUAUCGCAACUUUCCAGAUCGCCUCGUCUCUUACCAAGGAGCUCUGCGCCUUAGUGUUCGGCAUCAACACCUUUUUGGGGACCAUCCUGAAGACCAUCAUCAACCUGAUCUUUGCUGACAAGAGAGGUCUUGCGUUGGAUGUUAAAAGUCAGUUCAUGGUGUACUUUGUUUACUUCACCAUCCUCACCGUCGUCUACUUUGUCUGCGCCGCUGUGGUCAUCAUCCGUCACUAUAGAAACCAGCCCGCUGGGGGAGGCGGGACCGGCGAGCAGGCGACGUCCACAGAGCUGCACCCCGUGGCUGCAGAGGCAGAAACGCUGUCUAACGGCAAAAGUGCCAAUGCAUAACGACGUCAACAUCUGAUCUUAAUCUAGAUACGUUUCUCGUGGGAGCUCCUCAGACUCGGCGGGAUCAAUCAGUUUCUCCGUCUGAUGCUGGAGUGGUUUGUUCAGUGUUAGCUGCUCUGCCUUAAUCAUAGAAGUGCCUCACCCUGCAGGGCUGCAGGGCUCUUUGUUGUACAGUAAAUUCUUUUUUAAAAAUUGAAUAUGAAACAUUAAGUGCUACCAUGGCUCGUCAUAUUGUGGCAGAUCAUCUACAACACAGAGAGGGACCAUUCACACACUGAGAAGAUGCUGAAACUGUCCUGUGUCAGUGACAGUGAGCUUCACGAUUACUAUGUGAUCACCAAGUAUUUACCACGGCAGCAUUCUCUCAUUGACACUCCUAUUGUAUUGGAUGUUACAGCUCCUUGAUUAUAUGUUAUUUGAUAAGAAAUUGCACCAGUAUAUCAGCUUUGAUUGAUAAUCACAUCACAUUGUUAUAUAAUCAGCGUUGGAAGGGUGUCUCCUUCUGCAAACCUUUGUGUCGGUUGAGUUGAAGCUGUUUAAUUUGCUCUGUCAGACACUUUUAACAGUUUUUAUUUGGCAAUAAGUCCAAAUACACAGCUUGACACGGUUGUUAAUAUGUGACCUUUUUCCCCUUGCAUUAGUUUUUAGUUGUAUCUUGGGUGAAGAUGCCUCCUGACAGGAUUGAUGAUGCACUAGUCAAUAAUCUUGCUGCUAGUUUGCUGCAUAUGACUCUACAAACCAAUCGACCCUCAGGAAGGGCUGCAGCUCUAUUCAAGCUGUUUUAAAUGCAGGAGGCAGUUAGUUCAGUCCUGCAGACAACGUAGGAACACAGUGUUACGUGAUGCAACAGUGCAAACACAUCGAGUCGGUUUUUAAAAUGUCCAUUUGCUUUCUUAAAAAGCAGAUUCUGAAUCAAGAGGAUAUUUCUUACUGUAGAGACGACAGUAGUAACUAAGUUUUGAGUUGGAUUGUACUUAAAUUCAGAAUGUAUAGAUGUUUUUUUAUAUACAUAUUUGAUUUGAUAAUUGAAGAGAAACUGUGAACCUGUCUGAAUGCUGUAAAAAGGAAACACUGGCGUCAAUCAAAUGUUUAUUUUUUAUUCACGAAUAAAUAACGUUUGAUGGAUAAAAGCUC
This is a messenger RNA of Acanthopagrus latus (yellowfin seabream), 3530 nucleotides long. RefSeq names its product solute carrier family 19 member 1 (gene slc19a1). The record is from RefSeq and is a predicted model, not a curated record. Gene Ontology annotation, molecular function: folic acid binding; folate:monoatomic anion antiporter activity. Lineage: Eukaryota; Metazoa; Chordata; Actinopteri; Spariformes; Sparidae. The transcript is spliced from 6 exons. The coding region runs from base 807 to 2396 and encodes 529 amino acids. Gene Ontology annotation, biological process: folate transmembrane transport. Gene Ontology annotation, cellular component: apical plasma membrane; plasma membrane; basolateral plasma membrane.